AUGUCGGUGAACAGUCUGCUAAAGGCCGCCAAGCAGUCGUUCAAAGACGACGACCCGAACUACGUGAUAUACUGCUGCGACAAGAUCAUUGAGGAGCACGACAAGAACAACUACUUCGCAUAUAUCUUCAAGGGCAAGGCUCUACACAUGCUGAAGGACGACGCCAGGGCAUUCACGUCCUACGAGCAGGCUGCAAAGAUAAAUCCGGACGAGAUACUUGCGUGGAAGGGAAUGCUCGAGCUGCAACGGGACAGCACCGACUACAAGCGGUUUUUUGCGGUGGUGAUCGGACUGGCCAACAGCCUGCUUGCGAAGAACGAUCCUCUCACAGAGGUGGUGACCGAGGUGCGAGAUUACAUGAAGAAGUUCAAGCGCAAGAUCCCAGAGCUCACAGAGUACUACUACCGCCAGGUGAUUCCCGGCGCAGAGCUUGGCGAUCUGAUGGGAGAGAUGUUUGAAAGACCAGAGAUCGCACUCUACCAGCUGAUCAACAUAGUACAGGAGAAGCAGAACAGUUAUGUGAAGUCGCAGCUGUUCAAAAACAAGCUGACCGGAAUCUCCAGCAUGUCGGAAAAAAGCCAGCUGGCGUACAACAAGGUGAUUGUGACCGCACAUCGACAGUUCAGGCUGUCGGAGCUGUGCCAGCGAUACAUCGACAUUUGCACGGACGACUCGUAUCGCCGCAAAAUGGAGUCGCGUCUGCUGGAGCAGAAAUACGAGCUCAUGAAGGCCUCGUCGCCCGAGGAGAAGAAGCAGCUGUUUGCAGAAGUGUUCGACAUGGCCCACGGCAUGGUGAUUGUGAACAAUCCUGUCCAGCACGCGUGGGACCUCUAUCUGGACUGGCUGGACCUGAAGUCGUUCGACUCGCUCGAUCUCAUCGUCGUUGCCGAUUACAUCAAACUCUUUGGAAACGUCGGUCUGGGCGCAGUGCUGUAUGCGUUUGUCUCCUCGGACAUUUCUCCGUUCGACAGAAAAAGAGUCAAGGAGUAUCUCAAGGUUGAGAAAAAAUCCAGAAGAAGGCACAACAGAAAGAACAAGCGUGUUCUGAAAAACAUCAAGACCACAGAGGAUGCCGAGGACGACCCGAACGACGAGUCAGCUGUGCCGCUGGAGGAGGCAGAGCAGGGAAACAGCUCGGAGGACCUUUCUGCGGCCGACGUGCUCGAGCUGAUGAUCCAGGGCAUCAAGGUGGCGACAGAGUCGAUUCUCGCGCACAGAAUAGUCGUCGCGUACUAUCUGCAUCUGCGGGAGUACGAGAGUGCUCUUGAGUACGCCAAACAACUGGUGACUCUCGUUUCGAAAGAGCAGAAAAAGACGCUUCUGGAGCUGAAAAACUCCAAAAAGGACUCUCUGCUGUCUCUGGCCACGGCGUACACCUACUACGAGCCUCCGCGGCACUUUUCGCAGGCGCUGAGGCUCUACGAUUCUGUUCUGGCCAGCUCGCCUACAGACGUCCAGGCCAGAAUCGGCAAGGGCCUCAUUCUGGUGGAGCAGAAAAAUUACAAGGCCGCCUCAGAGCUGCUAGAGAAGGUCCUGGAGGAUGCGCCAGACCACCUGCAGGCCAAUCUCGAGUACAGCUGGAGCGUGAUCCAGAUUGGCCGCUAUUCGGAAGGACGCGAGGGACUGCACAGGGCGUACAAGCUCAUUGACGGUACAGACCCCAACUCGCUGGAAAUGCGUGGCACUACGCUCUGGCGCCUGGCUGAGUCGUAUUUGAUGGAGCUGAAGAGUCUGGAAGCCCCAGACGAGAAGACGGCUGCUGCGCUGGUAAAGUCCGCAUUCGACCUGCUAAUCGAGGCCCUUAAACAGUCGGAGUCGCUCUCUGCGCCUUACAGCUCGCUGGGAUACAUCUAUCUCACGUUCUACGACAACCAGACACGCGCCUUGAAGUGUCUGACCAAAGCGUUCGAGCUGAACGCCGGCGACAUGCUUGCUGCGCGGGAGCUGGCCAAUUAUUUCAGCGCCAAUAAAGACUGGGAAAUGGUGGAAGUUGUCUGUCAGCGAGUGAUCGACAGCGAGCAGGGACGGCUGGCCAUGCUUUCUUUGGACGAAGACGGGUCCUGGCCGUACCGGAUGCUGGGAUGUGCUGCUCUUGAGCGCCAGGACGACAGCAAGGCCAUCGAGCUGUUCCAGAACGGUCUGCGGAUGAACUCCUUGGACGUGGACUCGUGGAUCGGCCUGGGCGAAGGGUAUCUUGCUCGCGGACGGCUGGACGCUGCGCUGAAGGUUUUCCACAAGGCGCUGGAGCUGGAACCGGACAACUGGCACGGCAUCUACCUGCUUGCGGUGGUUUUGGGUGAGAUGGGGGAGUUCCAAGACAGUAUUUUCCAGCUGGAAAAAAUUGCCAGGCCAGACGAGCCGUGCGUCGUCAGUCGGCUGGCUGAGACGCUCAUAAUGAAGACCGACUACGAGAUCAGCAACAGCCACAUUGCGCGGUCGAUGGACACGGCACUCAGGGCGUUUGAGACUCUCAGAAAAGCAGCAGACUUGGAUCCACAUGCUCCCAGUCUCUGGCGUCUGCUGGCGGAGCUUUUGAAACUCCUGCUGACCGUCGAAUCGCACAUUGAGCACAUUCCGUUUGACGACCUGGAAUUCAUCAUUAGCCGUGUCCCAGAGACGAGCAGCGCGCGGUUGCUAAAGGAGAUGGGCGAAGACGAAGACUACAAGCAGCUAAAAACAAGCCGCGACAAGGUGGACAAAACGUGCUACUACAUGAUCGAGAGCGCGCGCAUAGCACUUGCCGUGACCGGCGACGGCGCAGCGCGGCUCCUGCGCUCCGCCGUGACGUACAACCUCGGCGUGGCGUAUCUGGUGGCAUUUUUGAGACUCGAAAAAAAACACCUCCAGGAGUGCUCCAUCAAGGCGUUCAAACAGGCGAUUGUCCUAGAAAACGACAACCCGGAGUACUGGAACUCGCUGGGAAUCGUUUCCCUGGUGCAGAACCCAAGAGUGGCACAGCACUGCUUCAUCAAGGCCUCGUCUCUGUCGCCACGUGACCCGGCCCCGUGGACACACCUGGCAGUGCUGUAUAUGCACUACGGCGACCUGGACCUUGCGAACCAGUGUUUUCUGCGAGUGCAGUCGCUCGCCCCGGGCCAGGCGAUUUGCUGGACCGGAAGAGCGCUCGUUGAAGAGGCCAAGGGCGACAACAAGGCGGCCUCGCAGCUGCUCACACAUGCGCACGUCAUGUCCAACGGAAAAAGCCCCCUGUCCAUGCUGCUGUACAGUUUUUCCGUCGUGAAGUCGCUCAUUGGCAGCGAGAUCGACGAGCAGAACUUGGAUUCUGUCCAGGAGCUCAACGUGGCCAAUCUUUCCAUCCUGAGCUACCUCAAGUACUAUCCAAAGGAUAAGCUGGCGUUGCAAGUGGCCACUUUGAUCAUUGAGCGGGUGCGCGAUUUUGAGACGGGGCUUCGCUACUCCCAGCAGCUCUGUGCCUUGCUGGAGGAAAGGUUCGAGCAGGACAACUCUCCGGAACUAGCCCUCGCGCUGUCCACGGCCCUUGCACAGCUCUCAAGAAUGUACUUGGGCUCACAGAAAUACGAUAAGGCGAUUGAGGUCAGCGAGCAGUCCAUGGACCUGCUGGAAGAGAUCAACGACCUGACCGAAGAGGUGCAGAAAAUCAUGCUCUCGUCGCUGGCUGUGCUCGGACUGUCUAGUUUCUUCAAGGACGACUUCGACUCGGCGCUGGUCGAGUUCAAAAAAAUACUCGACUCUUUCCCAGACUCCAGAAGAAUAGUUGUUCUGAUCGCUCAGGUUCUUCACGAUUGCAACACAGAGGACACAAAACAGGCCGCCAUCGACGAGCUGUUCAACCACAUUGAGAACUACGGAACGUCGCUGCUCGUCGCACUGACUCUGGCUUCCAUCUCGCUAGUCGAAAACCUUGAGGAAUUCUAUCCAGCAAUCAAGGAGGAACUAGAGUCACUGUCUUUGAAAGAGAGAAUAGACGACACAGCAAGCAGCGUGCCAUUUUUCCUUGAACAGCUGGAUUCAAGAAUGGGCACGGGAACGGCUACCAUCUGGCAGAGAAACGCAUUUUUGUUCCCGGCAGACGCACACACCUGGAAAAAACUGGAUAGACACGUGCAUCUGAACGUUUGCCUGAACUCCAAGAGCGUGGACGCGGGCGAGCUGAGCAACGCGUACAUCCAGACGGGCGAGCUACGGGCGAUCCAGCGGUCUCUUCUUCUCAAUCCAAGCAACGUCGACGGCUACAUUGCACUAAAAGGAUGUUCAUGA
Molecule: messenger RNA, 4239 nt
Organism: Ogataea angusta
Lineage: Eukaryota; Fungi; Ascomycota; Pichiomycetes; Pichiales; Pichiaceae
Exons: 1
Coding region: 1-4239 (1412 amino acids)
Cellular component (GO): Ski complex
Molecular function (GO): protein binding
Source: RefSeq, a predicted model, not a curated record